Syngnathus acus (greater pipefish) is the source of this 2075-nucleotide messenger RNA. RefSeq names its product beta-3 adrenergic receptor. Gene Ontology annotation, molecular function: G protein-coupled receptor activity. The record is from RefSeq and is a predicted model, not a curated record. The transcript is spliced from 3 exons. Bases 159 to 1673 code for a protein of 504 amino acids. NCBI's taxonomy places the organism in Eukaryota, Metazoa, Chordata, Actinopteri, Syngnathiformes, Syngnathidae. Gene Ontology annotation, biological process: G protein-coupled receptor signaling pathway. Gene Ontology annotation, cellular component: membrane.
GUGUUUCUCUCCCCUUCAAUGUGAGGAAGAAGGAUGGAGGCGGUUCAACUUGUCACCUGACGCUGGUCCAGACCAAUUGCGAACCAUAUCAAGUCGGGUUUACUAUUGUGACUGAAUAUUUUUGUCAUUCUCCACAGUGCAUUCAAUCAAGGCUGCAAAUGGGUGUCCUGGAAAGCAACGGGUCAGUUCCGAGCUCUUUGCGAGCGGCGGCCGUCAACACAAGCCAAAAGGGUGAUUCAGGGGACAACGUGCCCACACGGAUAGAGUCGCUGCUGAUGGUGCUCGUGGUAGUGAUGUGUCUGGGCUCGGUGACAGGUAACCUUCUUGUCAUUAUCCUCGUGGCAGCUACUAAGACUCUCCGCCAAGUGACAUCAGUGUUGAUCAUGAACUUGGCCAUCAGUGACCUCCUGGUGGGCCUCGGUGUCAUGCCCUUUGUUGCUUUGUCCAUCGUGAAGCCUGGAUGGGGCGAAUGUUUUAACCUGUGUCUAUUUGUGGCCUACACCUCCUCUGUCUACUGCACAGUGUCUGUUCUAACACUGGCUGCCAUCGCUUUAGACCGCUACCACUCCAUCAUGGACUGCCUACGUUACAGCUCCCGCUGCACCCUGCGGCGGACGUGCUCGGUGGUCUUGUGGAUCUGGCUGCAGGCCAUGGCAACCAGUUGCCCCCCACUGCUGGGCUGGAGUUCUAUGGCCUAUGUAGCUCCCGUGUACAGCUGUGCAGUAGACUGGGCCAGCAGUCCCAGCUACACAGCCACCAUGACCAGCCUUUCCUACCUCAUUCCCGCCAUCAUUAUCCUGGUCUGCUACGUGAACAUCGCCAAGGUUGCCCGCAAACACGCCAAGAGGAUUCACAGCUUGCAGGACUCGCUUCAACGCAGUAGAGUUCCAAACUGCAUGUUCCUUCCCUCUUUGCACAUUCCCUCCACACUGGUCUAUCAUCUAAGUGGACAGUGUAUCUCUAGUGUUGUGUCUGUUCAUCCAACUUCCUCCAGGGGAGUCUUCUCCAUGUUGUCACCUCCCCUGCAGGACCCCCAGCAGCAGCAUCAAGGAGUUGGUCGCCUCAUUCUGGUCAUUUUAACCUUCUUCCUGUGCUGGACCCCUUACAUUGGUGUUGUUCUCGUUCAGGCCACCGAAGCAGCAAUCUCUGGUGAGACCUCCCUGGUGCCCCCCUCUGCUCUGACCGUUUCCUACUUUCUGGUGCUGCUCAACUCUGAUUUCAACCCCCUGCUGUACGCUCUGCUCAGCAAGCGUUUCCGGGCAGCUCUGCAUGGGCUGAGGCAGAAGGUGAGAGCUAGAAUGGGAAGUGUCGUCAGCUCGGGAGGGGAGGUUGACCCCUGCAGGCUCACAAGCCCCCUUCCAGGGCCAAAGUCUAGUCCGGACACCCCCCGGUAUUGCUCUCCAGUUUUCAUCAUCAGCACUGACUACAAGCAUCAGUCCAGUGAAAAUGUAGGCAAAAUGUGUCUCCAUGAAGAGGGCACCACACCCUGCUCCACUUGGCAAGACCCUCAUAGUGGCAGGAAGGUGGAUUUCCUGCAAGUACCCUGUAGGACGCAAGAGGGCGGCAGACUACCAUUUUCUGCUUUGACUGUGGCACCAAGGGCCACUUUUGUCUAUGGCCAGAUUACAGUGAAAGUAGAGCAUGCCUCAUCAGAAACCGUACUUAUUACAUAAAGAAAAAUGACAACAAAAUUGGAGUCAAUUAGUUGAUAAUUAAUUCAAUUGUUGUCUGCUGAUUAUAAGCAAGACGUUUUGGACAACUAUCUGCUUCCGGGAGCUGUUUUGGGGAUGCCCUUUUCUGAUCCAGCUGCUCUUAAGUCCAAUAUUUAUGGCCUCUUGAUGAAGGGACAAUUGCCAUAGACUGCCCCCUAAAUCUUCUACAUAGUCUUUCAAGUGUGAAAGCUGAGGUCUUCUGCAUCUUACAGAAAUGCUUUUUCUUAAAACAUUUCCAAAAGCUUCAUAUUGGCAAGAAGAAACCAAACCUGGACAAUAGAUGGAUUGAAAAGUAAUCUUUUUAUGAAGUAUAUGUGAAUAUACUUGAAGACCCUGCCCCCCCCCACCGAAUCAAAUAAACCC